AUUGUCAGUUGACUCCAAAACGUCAGCUGGUGAGGUGCUAGGUGUAUGUGUGUGAGUGAGUGCGAAAUAGUGUAUUAAAGCUGGACAGAAAUGGCGACUCUCUGUCCAGGGAUUCAAUAUGGUUUAUCAUCACAAAAAAAUUUCAGUGAAACUAAAGAACUGAUUUUUGUGAAACUAACGGAUUCAGCAUAUCGUGCAAUUGAAGAAUUCGUGCGAAAUAGGAACAAAUUUAGCAGUCAACAAACACCAACGAUACAAUUCCGUGGAAAUGAAGGGCAACUGGAAUUCCCGUCGGCCAACUCUUCGGCGUCUUUCUCCUUCUCCAUGUCCACCACUCAGGACAUGGAGGGACCCGGUGGCAGCUUCGAGUGCAUCACACAGAACGGCCCUCCGCGUGGCCCCCUGGAGCUGCUCAAUCCGAUACCUCGCAAGAUCCGGAUACACGCCAACGAUGACAUCUAUGCGGCGACCAAGCAGAGGAUGACGGUGGCGGAAGAAACACACAAAAAUAAAUGCACGCGAGAAAUUAAGCCCAAUCAGACAGACAUAGGAAGAAGGGUAAAAGUAAAGCAGAUGGCAAACGGAGGUCGCAGUUCCAUACCACAAAUGCCUCCCGCACGUAUGAGCAAUGGCAGUAGCAACGAAAGGACCACUCCUCACCCCUCAAUGCGCGAUAGUCUUCUCAAAUCGUCCUAUCAGACCUCCUCCAAUCCGCCCGUUUCUAAACCGCCCAUCUUGAACGGCAUGCACUCCAACAAUGGAAUGCACCAACAGCAGCAGCUGCCGCAGCAGCAGCAGCAUCUAUCGGCCAACGGAUUGAGUAGCAACCAUGUGAGCAGCAGCAAGCCUCAGCAGAACAAACCUACGCAACCUGAUAUACUGAAGCGCCCUUUGAAGGAAAGGCUGAUUCAUUUGCUAGCUCUGAGGCCAUACAAAAAAGUGGAGUUGUUUGAACGUCUCAACAGAGAGGGAGUCCGUGAGAAAGGCAGCAUGAGCUCUGUGUUAAAGCAGAUCUCUGUAUUGAAAGACAAUGCAUACCACUUGAACAGAGCUUGUUGGCAUGACGUUAGAGAAAAUUGGCCAUUCUACAGUGAAUCCGAAAAACAAAUUCUAAAAAGACGUAAACCUCAGAACCUCACACCACCAGGCAGCAGCGAUAGCACAAGUUCAGGCAGCGGACAGUCGCCCACUAGCACUCACCCAGGCUCACCACCUCUUCCGGUUCCGGUAUCAACCAAACGUCCGGGCUACUACGACGGCGCAGACGGAUUUCCCACCAAACGUCAAAGGGUGUCGCACUACAAGAAACCUACAGAACCUACCGUGAAUCCUCCGCCUGCCGAGAACAAGAGCCAACGCAAACCCGUGACUGACUCUAGGGAUACUAGCAACAUGAACCCCCGCAGCAGGGAAUCCCCCACGACAACCCUAACCCCGACAAAUCAGGCACUGACCAAUGGCCACCAUCCAUCCAACGGCUACGCCAACGGAUCCACUAGGGAGAAACGUAGCGCACUCAGCGACGACGAGGAUGAGGACGAGGAGAUGAACAACAGUAGAAAACGACAUUGCGACAACAGCUACAACAGGGUCGGUUUCGAGACAGGCAGGCAGGAGACGCUGGAACGUAGCCCGUACGAAAACGGCUUCGCAGACAAGAGAGAGAGCAACGAUUACAAUUCGACAGAGGGCGUGGCCAAGGAGGCUACAUAUCAGAAUGGGGAGGUGUUUCCACAAGACAGAUGGGCGCCUGAGGUGAAGAGGGAGACUAACAAGUACGAUACUAAGUACGACAGGGAUGCUACUCCAUUGAGGGUUAGUCCGGACAGUCAGACUGAGCCGAUGCCAACUGCUGAGGUACCUGUAGAUGAAAGCCAAGGUGCAAAAACGCCUCCUGAUUAUCUAACGGAAUAUACAACAAUUAGAAAUUAUGAUCAAAGAAAACGGUACAAAGAUGAUUUCAAUGAAUAUUAUAAUGAGUAUAAGGUACUUCAUGAAACUGUGGAUAGGGUGUCUAGAAGAUUCAUAGAAUUAGAAGAUAGGCUGAAACACGAAAAUUCAAAAAGCCCGAAGUACAGGGAUUUGAAGAAACAAAUUAUGAAAGAAUAUAAAGAAAUCAAAAAAAGUACAGAUCAUCAAAAGGCUAAACUACGAUUCCAAUAUUUGCACGAAAAGCUAUCCCACAUUAAGAAUUUGGUAAAGGAGUACGAUGACUCGAUAACAAACGAGCAACAGUACACUAAUCACCGGUACUGACCCUGGAUUGAAUACUUAUUGGCCAUGCUGUUUGCCACUUGCUACCGAGGACAUUCUCUAUCCUAUAACAUCACCAAUUAUCGUACAAUUGUCUUUAUGUUACUAUAAGUAUCAUAAUUAUCGAAGAAAAAGACAAAGAUUUGAAUUAAUCUUCAGACGUGAUUGAAGUGCCCUAUUGCUAAUUUGUACAAUAGACUGAGGUGUUUUUUUUUUCGUUAUAGGUGUAAUUUAUUCUUGAAAAAUUUCUUUUUUUUAUUUUACUGUUGAAUUUACACGGCAUCGAUUUGUCGCAAAUAUUAUUGUUUUUUCUGGUAUUUUGAUAACAGUGCUGUUAUGGAAUACCCAUUUUGGAACUGGAAGUAGUCGCAAUUUGGAUUGAUGGUGAUUCAGUUCAUUGUUACCAUUCAACUUGCAGUUUUUGGAUUUUCAACAUGUCACAUCGUUCGACAAGAUAAUUCUACAUGUUUUGUUGCUCAAUUAUUUAUCUCCAAAAGAAACACAACUCACUUUUCAACAUAUUGAAGACAUUCAGAAGUAAGGAAUUACACUGAAAAAUGUACAACAUAUCUGCAGAUACAGUAAAUAGAAAUCCGUAAGGAUUGAUCAAUUGUUCAAUUGAAACAUAUGUUUUGCCAUAUCGCUGAAGUAUCAUUUUGUAUCAGUUGUUCCAAAUACAUAUCCUCAAAGAAGGAAUCUCAAUAUCAGAAUUGUUUAAACUUCUGGAAACCAAAAUCGUAGUUAUUCUGUUACAAUGAUGUGAAGCCACUGAAAUGUUGAAUCGUGACAAACUCUGAGAGCUGCAGAUUUUAUUUCGAUUUUAUCAUUGAAUGUUUCCAUCUUCAAAUUGUCUUCUUCCUGAAUACUGUUCUAUCUAGAACACAUUCCAUUUAUGUAGUACUGUAUGUGCUUCCAAGUCAUUUUUAUCAAGGGUAAAAUCAAUUUUUUUAUUAAUUUGUACCAAUGUAAAUAUGAAUUUUAUUUAGGAAACGCAUUUAUUACUUUUUUUUUUAUUAUCAAUUUUUUUUCUAAUUGCAUAAGGAAAACGGUUAAAACAUAUUACUGGUGUUCAAUUUUUUGAGGCCGUUUUGCCUGUUUGAAUAAUAUACUGUUAAUAAUUUAUUUAAUUGAGCAAUUUAUGAUUUUUAUUGAAAAUUUGAUGAAUUACUGCAUUUAUCUUUUAUGAAAUAAAAAUUUAAAGGAAUUCAACAUUUCAGGGGUGUAUGAAUUUUUGCUUUCAAUUGUUCCCAUUGUUAUAACUUUUGUUACAUAUUUUAUACAUGUUUUCAGUAAGAACUGUUAUUGCGAACUUUGAUUGAGCCAUUUUAGACAGUUACCAAGUUACUCUUCAUAGUUUUUUUUCCAUUAUACUUUUAUUACAUACCUGGAAGUUUGAAUGUUACGUGUGCCAAAAAAAAACUACGUGGAUCACAGUGAUUGGGUUAGAACAAUUCAAAAAAAUUUAGUCACUUUGGGUAAGAAAACCCUACAAACUUUCUAAAGUAUUACAAUAUAACAUACUUACAAAUUUGCUAUUCUUGAGAAUCUUGUUGUCUUAUUAUACUUCCGUGAUUUGCAUUUGUAAGUUCUCUAUUGCCAAGUUUGUUUAAAUGCAGAUCAUAAAAUUGCGAUGCCAAUGUGAAUGUUAUUUAUUUGUAUAAAUUUGUCUAGUUCAAUUUUGAAAUUUAGAUUGUAGAUUACUUUCUGAAUUUUGCUGUUAAGAAUCUUUGAAUCAAUGUUGAAUUUAAAUUAAUAAACCAAAAGGAGGAAGGACUAAGUUGAAAAUUUUAUGUUUGAGAGAUUAUCUGAUAUGAAGAAAAAUAUUUCAUGUAUGAUAUAUAUAUUUUUCAUGUAGAAAGUGAAUGAUUCAUCAAUUAAUUAUAAUUCCUUUGUAAGUUCGAAAAUAUUCUUGAAAGUCAAUUGCAUUUCGAAUAUUGGUAUUUUGUACUGAAAUUGAUGAAAGUGCUACUUGCGAAAAUUAAGUAUUUCCUAUUACUUUGCUCAGAAAGGCUUAGAACUUAGCUUAAGGUGUACAUAAUAUGAACAAUGUUCAGAAUUUUUCUGAACAAAUUUGAUCAAAAUCUCGUUUUGAUGUAUAAAGUCCUAUUUAUUAAGACAAUCAUAACUCAAACCAUCCAAUAUUAGAAGUAGAUAAACUAUUGUUCUUCCUCCUAAAAUCAGAUGAACCAAGAACAGAGAAGGAUUGUUUGCUUUUUAUAAAAAAAAAAUUGAGAUCCAGACUUUUGGAUUGAGUGUAGGAAUCUUUUAGAAUUGCUGCAAAUAGUACAAAAUGACUAAUCAAAUGCGAUAUUCUGAAAUUUGAAGAAUGUGGAACGUCUGUGUCGUUAGCAUCUACAGCAAUUUAUGAUUCCAAGCAAUUGUUACUAAAAGGAAAGGAUUCGUUUGAUCUACUGAAACCUUAUAACCUCAAUGAUAAACAAUGUGCUUUAUUGAAGCAAUAUUUCUGUGUAUGUACAUUUUCAAUACUGCCUGCACAUGUAUUCUCGCACAAAUUUCAUUUUUUGCCUUAAAUUGUUGAAAAUUUUUUCGUCUAUUUGCACCAGUUGUUUUAUAAUUAUGCUCAAAACUUAUAAAAUUUGAAAGUAGUUCUUAAGCCCAAGCGAACAAUCAUCAUUGUUGUUGGUAAAGAUAUAGAACAAUUAUAUCAGAACUGUGAUGGUCACGCUCAUUCCAAUAAGAUUGUUUUGUCCGGUAGCAGUGUCCUUUUUCUGCCAAACUGACUGUCCGACAGUCGCUAUUUUUUGCGAUGUGUGGUUGUGAUUGUAUAUAUGACCUCCGAUGACGACCUGGCCUGACCUUGACUCAUCAAUGUUUAUAAAUAUAUGAAAAUUAUAUAAAUGAAUAAAUAAAUAUAUAUAUACAUACUUAUACAGUACCAUGUAUCUAUACUAUUAUUACACAUGUUAUAUUGAUUAGAAUAUGCUUAAAUGUCUCUAUUCUGUCUUCUUGCUUAUGAUUUUUGAAGAACAAGCAAAUAUGAAAAUCAAAAAAAAAUUAAAACUAAAUAAAAUAAUUAAAUGUCGUUAGUCCGGGGUUGUGUAAUUCUUUACGUACUGAGUCAAUAUUUCAAAAGAAAAUUCUCGAUUUUGAUAUUUUACUCAUUUUGACUGAUUGCAGCAAAUAAUGUACUUUGAUUUACAACUCUGUAAUCUUUAAUAUCUUUGAAACUUAUCAAUGAUACACCAAUUUUUUACAUAUCUACAGUUAAUUUCUUGGUGAACGAUCUGCAAGAGGAAAUUGCUUAUAAUUUGAUUACCGUUACCUCAAAUGAAUCUCUGUAAUGUAAAUUAUUUUUAGAAAAUUUCGAAGAUCUUAUUGACAAAAAAAAUUAUUGAGAUCUUGAAUUUCCUCUUUAUUACAUAUCUGUUCACCAAUUUGAGAAAGAGUUGCAAAUCAAAUAGGUCAGCUGCCCCCCAAAAUUACAUAACGCAUGGAUUAAUGUGAUAAAAUUCAUAAAAUGUGGUUGAUUGGUUUUUAUUUUUUAGUUCAUUUGGAAUUGAGUUGUUUCAAAAAUUCCGAUGACUGUACGUAAACUAACAAGUUUCAACAUGUGCACAAACUUAGCGGCAUAAGUUCCAGUCUUAAUUUUGAUGAUUCAUGUUGUCCAUUUUACUAUAAUACCAAAUAUAUCUAUUCGAUUGGAACUUUACUCGCUAGUUUGGGUGCACGUUGUCUUAUUUGAGUGCACGAAGUGCCCUCUUUGUUACAAAUGGAAGGACCAGCCGCUUGCGUUGCCAAGUAAUGAUUUUUGUUAGCUCGUUAUGUGCAAAAGAUCGUGUUUGUAUAUUUAUGGAGAAACGAUUUGUAAAAAAUCAUCUAUUGUAAAGAACUUUGAGUACUGUAUAGGAUUCAUAUUGACUCCUAUUUUUUUGAAACAAGUGGCAUUGGUUUAUGUAACAAACGACAUGUUGUAUUGUAAAUUUGAAAUAUGCAAUAUAUUGAAAAGCAUCCUGAA
This is a messenger RNA of Harmonia axyridis, 6229 nucleotides long. It is a transcript of the gene Su(Tpl), whose product is annotated as RNA polymerase II elongation factor Ell. The coding region runs from base 91 to 2256 and encodes 721 amino acids. NCBI's taxonomy places the organism in Eukaryota, Metazoa, Arthropoda, Insecta, Coleoptera, Coccinellidae. Gene Ontology annotation, molecular function: cis-regulatory region sequence-specific DNA binding. Gene Ontology annotation, biological process: transcription elongation by RNA polymerase II; snRNA transcription by RNA polymerase II; positive regulation of transcription elongation by RNA polymerase II. The transcript is spliced from 10 exons. Gene Ontology annotation, cellular component: transcription elongation factor complex. The record is from RefSeq and is a predicted model, not a curated record.